Molecule: messenger RNA, 4822 nt
Organism: Cavia porcellus (domestic guinea pig)
Lineage: Eukaryota; Metazoa; Chordata; Mammalia; Rodentia; Caviidae
Gene: Map3k19
Product: mitogen-activated protein kinase kinase kinase 19
Exons: 13
Coding region: 9-4532 (1507 amino acids)
Biological process (GO): protein phosphorylation
Molecular function (GO): protein binding; ATP binding; protein kinase activity
Source: RefSeq, a predicted model, not a curated record
CUAGAAAGAUGGAUAAAAAUAAACUGAUUCAUGAUUUCCUGGAGGUUGUUUCAAGAGGUGAUGUGGAGCUCAUCUGUGAUCACAUUACUGAAGUCCAUUCCGUCCUUGGGAACCUUGACUUUCAGCAUCCCCAAAGUGGGAAUACACCUCUCAUUACUGCAGCAGAAGAAAACCUAACAGAGGUUGUUAGAUUUCUUCUGGAAAAGGGAGCAGAUAUCACCCUUUGCAAUUACAGCAAUCAAACUGCCAUCCAUGUAGCUAACUGUGAUAUUCAAAGACAACUCUUGGCAGUAAAAGGAACCAAGGCUCCUCAAAUACAACUUCUACAAAGUUCAUGGCAAGGUGAUCUUGAACAACUUCAACACUUACUGGCAUCUGAAAAGUUUCUGGAUGUAAAUUUUCCAAACCAACAUGGCUUAACCCCUCUGAUGCUGGCUGUGAGAGAUGUAGACCUGUUUGAAAGUCUUGAUAUGUUAACAGUCUACAGGCCUGUGGAAGUCCUGUCUGAACUCCUUAGGCAUCAAGCAGAUCCUAAACUCUGUGAUUUCAGUGGAAAAUCAACAAUAUAUUAUGUGUCACAAAUAAAGAGUGGGAGGAAACAGCAGUUAUUGGAUAUCUUGAUGAAUUCUAUACCAAAACCAGAAAGACAUGCUGAAUCAUUGCUUGACAUUUGUCAUGAUACAAACUCUCCUCUAGCUGAUACAAUGACAGCUACCAAAAAUCAAAACAUCAUCUUGCAAAGCAUCAACAGCAGUGAGGAGUUUGAGCAAGAUGAUGACUGCAGUCAUUCCAUAUUGGUUAGUGAAAAAGGUGAAAGACAAGAUUUGCCACCCAGGACAGAAGGUGUUGAGAUUAUUAUGACUUUUCCCAAACAUGUCAGUCAUCUCCAAGAAGUGAGCCAAGAAGAUGUGAAAAAAAGCAAUCAUACAACUUCGGUGCAUCAGGAAUGGACACAAGCGCAUUCUAUUUCUCUGCCAAAUGAAAUUGAGAUGAUGGACUUCAGGACAAAGGUGCUGACCACGAGGCCUUUACUCCUUAAGAAAGAAGCAAGUUCCAAGGAGCUCUGUGAUGUGGACUUUGGCUUUUUAUUGCCCAAAUCUUGCUUAGAACCAAGUACCUCCAAGUCGGUGACCAGGGAAGAGGUUCCUCAAUUUCUGAAGGAGCAGCAAAGAAAAUCUGAAGAGUUUUCUACAUGUGCUAUGAAAUGCAGUAACCGAAGAAUUGGGUUCCCUCAGCCACCACUGUCACUCUUGCCCAUAAGAUCUGAUGUCUUAACCACCCUUAAGAGUUACAAGUUUCCAAGAGAGAGAGAAAGAAGUAUUUCAAGCUUCACAUCCUUUGUACCUAACUUCUCAGUUAGUCCACCACCGGAAGCCUUAUUGGUGGGUCAGAAUCUCAGGACUUCUGGUAGCUCUAUUUGGUCAAGAAACAUGUAUUCUUUUUGGAAAGGUAAUCACCAUAGACAGCACCUGGAGGUGGAGGAGAAUUGGAGGUCCAAGGAAACAGAAAGAUGGGACAAAAUUGAAAUCUCUUGCCUUGAUCAAAGGCAGUGUCCUUUUGAGACUUUUAAGGAAGGCAACAUUCUUAGAUGUCGGGGAGAGGAUAUUGAAUGCCAUGGCAGUGAUACGAGGAAGGCAGAAGAGAACUCCCAAGACCUUUCAUCAAGAAAGAAACAAGGUUCAGCACCCAGAAAGUAUGAGGAAGAUUCAGAAAUUGUAUGUACUUUUCCAAGUAAGCCCCAAGAAGCCCAACAUUCAGAAAUAGCUUCAGUAGAGGAUGAAGAGAUUAGAACGGAUACAAUUGUUUCAAAAAGCCCUUUAUUGCAUAAAAGUGAAGCCACACAAUCAAACAUCUUAGAAGAGUUCACUGAAUUUAAAAGCUUGUCAAAUGUAAUUUCUGAUGGCCCCACUGAAAAAGUCCUAGAAGGCCAUACCGAUAUGGAGACAAACAUGAAAAUAUCCAUAGCAGAAGGAAGCAAAAUAGACAUGAAUGAGAAGAUGCCUCUUGUUAACAUCACUUUCCCUGGAGACAGAACCCCCAAGGAAUCAACUAUAGCCAAACCAACCCUCCAAAAAAGAAAGAGCACCAUUCAGAACAAUAGUUUCAACAUACUUGCGCAACGUGAAAAUGACAAACAUAAGAAUAUCCAUAGAAGAAAAUUGAAUUCAAAGGCCAAGACAAGCAACAGGACAUCUCAGAAUUUCACAAUUUCCAUUCAAGCUUCCAUUAAGCCAAGUAUACAUAAAACUAGCAUAAAAACUCAAGUUUUCCCUGCUUUAGAGCUUGUUGAUCCUAAGUCUCAGCAAUCACCUAAGUUUCAAAGGAGAAUAUCACAAAUAGAAAAGAAGCAGUCAACUUCCCAAACUCAGAAACCUAAAAAGGAGUCAUUUCCUUGCAUCUGUAAAAAUCCAGGAAUAAAAGCGCCUUGUGUUCCUUUCUCUGCUCAACCAACUGAGCCAAGACUGCAUUACCUGGAUCUUAAGUAUAGUGACAUGUUCAAAGAAAUUAAUUCAACUGCUAAUGGACCUGGAAUAUAUGAAAUGUUUGGGACCCCUGUUUAUUGUCACAUGCGAGAGGCUGACCGACAUGAAAACUUGUUUUACCGUGAGUUACAUUCAGCUCCAUCAGGCAGAUGUAUAACCAAUAAAUGUCGCUCUUCCCACAGUGAGAGGAACAGCAGCAGCAGAUCAAGACUUUCUCAAAAAAGACCAAAUGGUAAACCUCCAAAGCCUUCAGCUACUCUUAAACAAAAGCACAAAGGUUUAAUUUCUAAAGAAAAGGGCUGUAAGGCUGCAGGUAGAAACCUACCAGACAUUGAAAAUACUAAUGGUAUUCCAGAAGCAGGACGGCAGAUAAAAUCUUCAGGAAAUGACCUUCUAUCUCCUAGAGAUGGAGCUCAGCCCAUGAACUUGGCCCAGACUCUGGAGAAGAACCCUGAACAGAACCAAUUCCUUCCUGUUUCAAAUUUAUCCAUUGUUGAAGAAAUCACAAUGGAAGAGUCUACCAAUGAAGGAGACAUUUCUAACCAUCAAAUACUCACCACAAGCCUUAGAGAUCUGCAAGAACUUGAAGAGUUACAUCAUCAGACCCCAUUUGUCCCUUUGGAAAACAGCUGGACCAUGCCCACUGAGAAGAGUUCUAUCAAGCAUGUACAGCCAGAAAAGCAGAGUACAACAUCUCUCCAUACGCUAAAUGCCAGCCAAAUGUUAAUGAAUUAUCUAGAAUUUGAUAAUGUUUUAGAUAAGCCUAAAACACUUGCAGAUUUCUCUCUCCAAGAAAAGCAAGAAAGCACAUCUUCCCAAAUAUAUCAAUAUUGGGCACAUUCUUUGGAUCCUGAUAGUUUAACAAAUAAGUCAAUACAAUUUCAAACAUUUGGAAAAACUUCGAAGGAUACAAGUUCAAUUUCUCAAGAAAUUCUAGAUUCACUAAAGAAUAAAGAAUUGACAGAUGAACUAUUAGGCUGUCUAGCUGCAGAACUACUAGCUCUUGAUGAAAAAGACAACAACUGUUGCCAAAUAAUCACAAAUAAAAGAGAUUCUGAAAACUUAAAUCAUGUCCUGAGUAGGAGAGGAAAUACCACAAAAGAAUUGGACAGAGAGAUGACAAAUGUCACAAUACAGAGGUAUAGUAAUAGGUUCAGGAUACGUGACAGGGAGAAGAAAUUUCUGACCUCAAAUGAAAAUAUGUUUUCUGAAAAUAGUUUAAAGCAUGAAGAAUCUGUCCUGUGGACCAAGGGUGAGAUCCUUGGGAAGGGAGCCUAUGGCACAGUAUACUGUGGUCUCACUAGCCAAGGACAGUUAAUAGCUGUAAAACAAGUAACUUUGGAUACCUCUGAUAAAUCGGCUACUGAAAGAGAAUACCGGAAACUUCAGGAAGAAGUAGAUUUGCUCAAAGCACUGAAACAUGUCAACAUUGUGACCUAUUUGGGGACAUGCUUGGAGGAGAACAUUGUAAGCAUUUUCAUGGAGUUUGUUCCUGGUGGCUCGAUCUCUAGUAUUAUAAGCCGUUUUGGGCCAUUGCCUGAGAUGGUAUUUUGUAAAUAUACAAAACAAAUUCUACAAGGUGUUGCUUAUCUCCAUGAGAAUUGUGUGGUACAUCGAGAUAUCAAGGGGAAUAAUGUUAUGCUAAUGCCAACUGGAAUAAUAAAGCUGAUUGAUUUUGGCUGUGCCAAGCGUUUGGCCUGGGCAGGCUUAAAUGGUACUCACAGUGACACGUUGAAGUCCAUGCAUGGAACUCCAUACUGGAUGGCCCCAGAAGUCAUCAAUGAGUCUGGCUAUGGCAGAAAAUCAGAUAUAUGGAGCAUUGGUUGCACUGUGUUUGAGAUGGCCACAGGGAAGCCUCCGCUGGCUUCUAUGGACAGGAUGGCAGCCAUGUUUUACAUUGGAGCACACCGAGGGCUGAUGCCUCCUUUGCCAGACCACUUCUCAGAAAAUGCAGCAGACUUUGUGCGCAUGUGCCUAACCAGGGACCAGCAUGAGAGACCUUCUGCUUUCCAGCUUCUGAAGCACUCUUUUGUGACAAGAAAUCAGUGAACACACAAGGUUCUUCCCAGGGCCUAUAAAUGAUGUUACUGCUUACUUGCGGGGAAUGAUGGUUAAGAUCCUUGUUUUCCUAUUGGAAAUUCAAUCUCUUAACCAGAUUCUGCAGUCACUAAAACCUUACAUAAUAGUACUCCCAAGCAUGAAGUAUUACCCAUAUGUAUGAGAAUAUUUUAAAUAAGAACCUGUUCCAAUGUUUACAGUUUUGGUUAACCAUGAACAGAAUCUUUGCUUUAUACGUUUCCAUGUUCUUUUCCUGUUGUUAGUGUCAAAUAAAUUGUAUA